UCCUCUUGUCCAAAUCAGGAAUGUAAUGUUACAAAUGGACACUGCAUACAAACAUGUCACUGGACGAAAUAUGGUCAGUUCUGUAACAAAAUGUGCAAUAACACUUGUGCAAAGAACCACACAAGCCAUGUGUGUGAUUCAAAAGAUGGGAGAUGUUUACAUGGAUGCAUCAAAGGAUUUUACGGAUCGCAUUGUGAACACUCCUGUUCAGACAUUGACCUACAUUGCGAACAAUGCGUAGGGCGAGGAGAUGUUUAUGAAACAUGUUUCAAAUGUCAAGGUGGAUUUGAAAAAGACAGUCUUACAUUAAAAUGUUCAAACGAAAGCAAAAUUGAUCCAACUUCUGCAACAACAAAAUCAUCAAUGACCUCCAACCACUCACAUCUUAGUGAAGAAACAAGACCUUCUGAAGAAACACAAAAGGACGCGACUUUUCUGAUAACAACUGCGUGUUCAUCUGUUGGGUCCUCGUUGUUAUCUGUGACGGGCUUCAGUGUGAUCGCUUAUAUGUGCUACAAAAAAAGAAAGCGUAGAAUGGUUACAUCGGCUCCUUCAGGGGACGACGCGGCUCAAUAUGAUUACAUAUCUUCAAUAUAUGACUACAUACCAGGUGAAAGCCUACAACCACACGAGGAGGUACAAGUAAACAUUGAACAAUCAAAGUAUGAAGACGUUUGUGAUGAAGUAGAACUCGGUGAACUUGUAGGUGCUGAUUAUCUUACGGUUGUGGGUGAAAAUUAUUAUGCGGAAGUAAAUGAUAUUGAACCACCAGCGGAAAUACAGGACAGGGACAUUGCAGCUGAAGCACAAAUGCACCCUUAAACAAGAAGGAGGAUAUCUAUAUAAUGUGCAGAAAACAAGCAGAUCAAGAUAAUUAUCAGAAACUGAUACAAAUGUUCUUAAUUUAUAUAUGAAACUCAUUGAUGAAACCGCAUUCUGUGUUUUGCUGAAUUUUCACCAGCUUUGCUAGAGAGCGUAGAACAAUUUUGGUUGUUUCGGA
Mya arenaria is the source of this 1000-nucleotide messenger RNA. RefSeq lists its product as uncharacterized. The record is from RefSeq and is a predicted model, not a curated record. The transcript has 3 exons. Bases 91 to 822 code for a protein of 243 amino acids. Lineage: Eukaryota; Metazoa; Mollusca; Bivalvia; Myida; Myidae.